Molecule: messenger RNA, 405 nt
Organism: Symbiodinium natans
Lineage: Eukaryota; Dinophyceae; Suessiales; Symbiodiniaceae
Source: the annotation of a GenBank genome assembly
AUGAGCCGCCCAUUUGGAGUGGCGCUGCUGGUGGCAGGCGUCGACCCUUGGGACGGUCCCGUACUCUUCAACACGGAUCCCUCAGGGACGUUCACGAAAUAUGCCGCGUGCGCGAUCGGCAGCGCCCAAGAGGGCGCCACAAGCAUGCUGCAGGAGCAGUACAACAAGGAUAUGACAUUGAAAGAGGCGGAGAUCUUGGCCCUGACAACUCUCCGCCAGGUGAUGGAGGAGAAGUUGAGUAAAGUCAACAUCGAGGUUGGGGUUUGCCCCACGUCCACAGGAAAGUUCCGUUGCUACAAUGCCGAGGAAUUGGAAGAUGUGAUCUCGCGACUGCCAGCGCCCACCGUGCCGACACUGCAAUCGGCCUCGGCACCAGGUCGUGGUGAUCUCUCAUACGGACCCUGA